Molecule: messenger RNA, 912 nt
Organism: Agelaius phoeniceus (red-winged blackbird)
Lineage: Eukaryota; Metazoa; Chordata; Aves; Passeriformes; Icteridae
Gene: SPACA6
Product: sperm acrosome associated 6
Biological process (GO): fusion of sperm to egg plasma membrane involved in single fertilization
Source: RefSeq, a predicted model, not a curated record
AUGUCCUGCCUCCCUGAAGUUAACCCCUGCCUGCUCUGUUUUGGGCCCCCUAUUCAGCGGGCACGGCUUUGCCAUGAAAUUACCGGGGCCUUUGUCGAUGAGCUCAGACAUAAAAAAUGCAUUGAGGCCAUUGUGGAGGCUUCUAAACCACUUGCCUCUGUCACUGUAGCGUCAGGACAGCGCGAGGAGCUUCGGGAGAUCGUCAUGGAUGCGAUGUAUUCUCUAGAGGAGCGAUGGGGCAAGAAGUCCCUGAACAAGUCUCUGCAGGAAGCUGUCAGCACAAUCUGGAAGAAGCUGAGCCAGCUGGAAAAAGUUCCAGCCUGUAUCCCACCCUGUGGAUUCCAGCGAGCUGCCCGUGUGUUCCAGUGUGCUACCUGCCGCUUCGUGGACUGUCAGUUUGCCCUGGACUGCCCAGUGCAGGACCUGUGGACCUACACAGAUGAAACCAUCGUGCUGCGCUGCAACGUGCCUUUCCACAUCCCACCCGGCGUGCCCAUCACCUGGAUGUUUGCCCCAAAUCUGCGCACACAGGACAUGGCACUGUUCAAGGAGCUCAAGGGGAAUCCAGAGAAGCCCUUCAGUCUGACCAUUGAGGAACCCGCUCCAGGAACCGUUGCCUGUCGCCUGGGGGAGCAAACCAAGCCCAUUAUCCGCAAGUUUUUCUACCUCAACGUAUCAGAGGGAAGCGUGGAGGAAGAGAAAGGACUGCAGAGUCUGUUCAGCACUGUGCUGAACUGGGAUGACGAGACACCUACCCACAUACCAUACCUGGGGCUGGCUCUGGGUUUUGGCUCCAUGGCAUUCGUUCUGCUGCUGAUGGUCAGCUGGCAAUGCCUCAAUGUCCGUCAGAUGCGCCGCAGACGUGGACAUCAGGGUACCCAAGAGGAUUCCAGACCCCUGGAUUCAGUCUAG